Messenger RNA from Blepharisma stoltei, 497 nucleotides. The record is from the annotation of a GenBank genome assembly. Lineage: Eukaryota; Ciliophora; Heterotrichea; Heterotrichida; Blepharismidae.
AUGGCUCCACUACCUCAAGGUUUGGAUUUUAGAAUUGGUUGCAAUGCUUUAUAUAGAGAUUUGAUUCUUAUAACGAGCUAUGGUAUUCAAAAAAUUAUAUUCCUAAUUAAAACUUUCACCGUCUUACUAUUCAUUAUAUAGAAAAAGAUAAUCAGUAUAUAAAACUUUAUUCAAUAUAAAAGGGUAUAAUUUAUAGCAUAACUCAAAACAACUACCAAGAAGUCCCCAAUUUGCUGUUAAAUGGCAAUUAUUAUUAUAAAUUUAUGCUGAGAGGGAAUAAAAGAGUUUAUUUAUUUGAGAAAGGGGGAAGGACUUUUGAAAGUGCUGAAAACAAUGUUUUUAGUUGGACUCAAAUAGGGACUAAUAGCAUUCCUAACAGUUAUAAUCAAUCAAGUGCUGUUCGCUAUAAGGGUUGCCUUUACUUCGUUGUUUAUCCAAAUCAGCUGUGGAAAUUCGAUCUUAGUUCUAAGCAAGCAUCUCAAGUAGCAACAGUCUAA